CUUUCCAGCCUUCCUUUCCGUUCUUCCCCUUAAAGAAUCUAAAGCGGACGAAUACGUUACUGAGUUCUAUAACCUCGACAUCGUCACGCGCUUUACAAAUUAAUAAUCUUCAAAUAGAUAAAAAGUAUGACUCGAUCAAUCAGUCGUUAAUGUACAUAACCUCAAAAAUAGUCACAAUAUAAAAGUGUUUAGUAGGUGGAUCAUCCUUGGUAUGUUUAAAGGAGGGGAAGAAAAAAUAGCCAAAAGAACUAGUUCCAGCAGUAAAUUUGUCGCGUUGCGCACGCGGAUAAUACUGUUGUUCUUUAUACUUUCGGGUACUGAAGUUUUCGAAAUCUGGUAAGUUUCCAUUGUGACCGUUUUGACGCAUGCGAUCUUCGUCAAAUCUGCAAGAAUACGAGUUAAGCACAGAGAGAUAGUGUAGUACUGUGGGGACUUGGUUAGUGAAAUGGAACUGUUACGCUUAAAGGAUGCUGGCGAGCCGUGAUAAAAGAAGUUAUUUCACAAACAGAAUCGAAACGAAAGGCCGCUAACGGACGUGCGUGCCUUCUUUCUCGUGACAAAGCCAUGGAGGCCGACGUGUCGCGGCUUGAUUCUAGCUUAGCCGCAGAAUUGUACUUUCUCAUUGCCAAGUUUCUGACGCAGGGUCCUUGUCGUGCUGCUGCAGAUGUGCUGAAAGGGGAAUUGGAGCGAGCCAAGAUUCUGCCUCAACGAUUGGAUUGGCUAGGAAAUGAGCAUAGUCAAAGCUUUGAAGAAUUGGAAACAAAGUAUUCUCAUAUUGGUGUAAAUCAUUUACUUCAAAUAUGUUCACGAAUUGGACCAGUUUUAGAAAAGGAAGUGCCACCAUGUGUUAUUGGCGCUAUUUCGUUACUUGGUGCUGGAAAGCAAUCCCUAUUACGUACAAAAGAAGAUAUGUUACGUUUCUUUCGCAAUGUUACGGGCUAUUCUGGAAGGUUUGGAGGAAAGCCCUUUAUGAAUCCACCUGGUGUUUAUCCAGUACUCAAUAUAGUAAAAGUACUUCAAGGUAGAGAAAAUUCUGGUCCUUUAUGCAGACGCGAAGCUGUACCAACAUCUUUUUACAGCAAGCUACAAUUAUAUCGUCAUACUCUAGGACAUCUAUCGGCCGUUUAUUGCGUUCUAUAUGAUCGAACUGGAAAAUACAUUAUCACUGGGGCUGAUGAUUUACUAGUCAAAGUAUGGAGUUCAACGGAUGGACGAUUACUUGCUACUUUUCGGGGCGCAUCUUCGGAAAUAAUGGAUAUAGCUGUUAACUUCGAUAAUACAUUGCUUGCCGCCGGAAGUUUGGAUCGCAUUUUAAGAGUCUGGUGUUUUCAAACAAUGUCGCCAAUUGCUGUUUUAUCAGGACAUUCGGGUAUGAUAACAUCUGUAAAGUUUUGUCCUAUCUCUUGUAGUGGCUUCAAUUAUUUAGUUUCGACGAGUAGUGAUGGUUCAGUUGCAUUUUGGUCACAUACAAAGCAAGACAAUGAGAGGACAGUGUUUCAACCAAAGCCAAUUCAAUAUCAUGAAAAAAUGCGACCAGGUCAAGCACAAAUGAUCUGUGCUUCAUUCAGUCCAGGUGGUGCUUUUAUGGCAGCCGGAUCUGCUGACCAUCAUGUACGGGUUUAUACAAUGUUAGGUGAGGAGGGACCAAGACGUGUUCUUGAAGUAGAAGCUCAUUCUGAUACGGUCGAUAGCAUUCAAUGGGCACAUAGUGGUCUCAAAUUCAUUUCGGGUUCGAAAGAUGGUACUGCUAAUGUAUGGAAAUUUGAACAACAACAAUGGCAACACAAGAGAUUAUUAAUGACGACUAAACUCUCUGGCGAACCAGAGUCAGAAGAUGAUUCAAAUAAAAAAACAAAAGUAACAAUGGUGUGCUGGGAUGUUAGUGAUAAUUGGGUGGUAACAGCUGUCAAUGACAGUUCUUUGAAAGUAUGGAAUGCUAAAACAGCAGAAUUAGUGAAAGUUUUACGUGCUCAUAAAGAUGAAGUGUUUGUUCUUGAAUCACAUCCAAUAGAUCCAAAAAUAAUCUUAAGUGCUGGACACGAUGGACAAUUAAUAAUCUGGGAUGUACUCAAUAUAGAGCCAAUAGCCUGUUUUCAAAAUUUUAUUGAAGGACAGGGUAAUGGCGCGGUGUUUGAUGCUAAAUGGUCACCUGAUGGUACUAUGCUUGCAGCUACAGAUUCCCAUGGUCAUUUAAUGAUGUAUGGUUUCGGAUCUGGAGUUGAAAAAUUAAAAAUAGUGCCAAAAGAAUUAUUUUUUCACACUGAUUAUCGUCCAUUAAUCAGAGAUGCCAAUAAUUAUGUAUUAGAUGAGCAAACGCAAACAGCUCCACACUUAAUGCCACCACCAUUUCUUGUAGAUGUAGAUGGAAAUCCAUAUCCUCCGAUAUUACAAAGACUAGUUCCAGGAAGAGAAAAUUGUAGGGGUGAGCAGUUAGUUCCAAAUAUCGCUGUUGGAGCAAGUGGUCAGCAAGAGGUCAUUGAGGGUCUACCUGAACAAGAACAACCACGUUCAAAUAUCGACCGGUUAAUAGAGGCGUUAGCUCAACGUCAAAUUAUGAAUGUCGAAGGUGUACCGAUUAAUGAAGAAGAAGAUAAUAAUGUUCUACAAAAUGAGGAUCAGCAUCAAGUUCGGCAAAUUGCUAGUCCGCGUGGUGGCAGAUCUGGUUUACGUCGUGUUGGAGACGUUGAAGGUGUUCGUCAAAGUAGCGGUAACUGGCAACGUGAUAAUACAACACCCUGGAAUAAGCCAAUGCUUGCAAGACCUCUUAAUCCUGCUAUCCUUGAUACUCAAUAUAAACAAACAAAUGCAAUGGCUGAAAUGGAGUUAGAAUAUUGGAGACGUGAAAUGCGCAGAAGGCCUCAAGUGAUCUCAAAUACAACAAUUACGUCAGAACAAAACAGAUUUUUAAUUCAUGGUAGAAGGAAUCGAACUACUAGACAUAGCUACAGGACAAGGGCAACUAGAGGAGAGGAGCAAGAAGAUGAAGAAUUUGAAAAUCCAGAGAAUUCUGGAAGUUCAGGAAGUAGCAAUGAAUCUUCUUCUAAUGAGGAAGAAUUGUGUUCAGAUAGUUCGACUUCAGAUACUAGUAGUGAAUAUUCAGAUUGGAUAGCAGAUCAUGGCGUAAAUUUAGAACCACCAAAGCGAAGUAAAAGGAAACCUGUACAAAAACGAGCAAUUACUCCACCUAGUGAUGCAGAUAGAAGAAGAAGUCAACGACCAAAGAAGAAGACGAUACCGAUAGCAGAGCCAAGUUCUGUAACCGAAGUACCUGACAUUUACCGUCCACCUGAAUGGCUUAGUGAAGUAAUUCCAAGGAAAGCACCUUAUUAUCCUCAAAUGGGAGACGAAAUUGUAUAUUUUCGUCAGGGGCACAAAAGAUAUUUGGAUGCCGUUAAAACCAAAAAAAUUUACGAUGUCAGCCGUUCAUUUGAACCUUGGACUAAAUUAGAUCUUAAAGCCCAAGAAUUUGUAAAAGUAAUAGGAAUUAAGUACGAAAUUCGCCCUCCUCGUUUGUGUUGUCUGAAAUUAGCCCAAAUGAAUGAAGAAGGUUUAUUAACAGGAAUAACAUUUACGAUUAAGUACCACGAUAUUCCGGAUGUGCUCGACUUUCUCGUUCUGCGACAGGCAUUUGAUAAUGCACUCGAAAGAAGUUGGUCAGAAGGUAAUAGAUUUCGUUGCAUGAUAGAUGAUGGUUGGUGGACUGGUCAAAUAAUAUCGGUGCAGCCACUUUCUGAAGAAUUCUCUGAUUCAUACUUCAUGUGUUUCAAUAUCAGAUGGGAUAGUGGGGAAACAGAGUUUAUGAGUCCAUGGGAUCUUGAGCCCAUCGAUGAACAAAGAUUACCAACAGAAGUAGGUGGUGCUGUGCCAGUGCUUGCAGAGGAGAUCCAAGAAACUUUGUAUCAACCUCAACCAGAAGAAUGGCCAAUGGGUGAUCGAGAAGCUGCAUGUCGACGUAUCAUACGUGGUCUUGAUCAAGUUAUGACUUUAUCAAUAGCUGAACCUUUUAUAGCUCCCGUUGACCUCAAUAUAUAUCCAUUAUACGCAUACGUUGUAGAAUAUCCAAUAGAUUUAUCAACUAUAAAAGCUCGUUUCGAAAAUUUUUUUUACCGACGAAUUACUUCGGCUCAAUUUGAUGUUAGAUAUCUUGCAACAAAUGCAGAAAAAUUCAAUGAACGGCAUAGUCAAAUUGUUAAACAGGCGAGAUUAAUUACGGAUAUUUGUUUACGAAUUAUUAAAGAUACUACUGAUCAUGAUGUUACAACAUUGUAUCAUGAAUUAGCCGAUGCUUAUCAUUCUUCGGAUUCUGAAGUUGACAUUGAAGAUGAUAUCAACAGACCAUCAACAAGCUCUCAAAGGCCCACACGAGCCAUGACAAAUCGACAUUUAAAUACACAAAAUGUUAAUAAAGAUUGGAAAGUAGCUUGUCGACAACUUUUAGAUACACUAUGGCAGUGUGAAGAUUCCAUUCCAUUUAGGCAACCUGUAGAUCGUUUAGAGAAUCCAGACUAUCAUCUUGUAAUUGAUACACCAAUGGAUUUGCGAACAGUAAAGGAAGAUCUACUAGGAGGAAAUUAUGAAUCUCCUGCAGAAUUUGCUAAAGACGUAAAAUUAAUAUUUACAAAUAGUAAAAACUACAAUACGAAUACGCGAUCAAAGAUUUAUUCCAUGACGGUUCGGUUAUCAGCCAUGUUUGAUGAACUAAUGCGUAAAAUCAUAAAUAGAUGGAAAUCUGCUAUAAGAAUAAAUGAUAAUAAAAAGACAAAUAAAAAUAAAAAAGGUUCUCCUAUAAAGACUCAACUGAUGAAUGGAGCUGGUCCAUCUAAAAAAAAAACAGUUAGUAGUGAUGAUGACGAAGAUGAUGAAAUUGAAGAUGUACCUAUAGACAAUGACGAUGACGACGACGAUGAUGACCAUUUUGAAGAUUUUAAACCAUCAAAAAGGCCAACGCGACAUUUAAAUCAUGACGUAGCGGGUCCAUCUACUCUUAUGAAUGGUCACUCCAACCGUCUGGCAGAAUCAUCUCGACCUUCUCUACGUCCUCGUAAUGUAUCUGCCAAGCGACAAGUUACACAUGUUAAUUUCGAUGAUGAGGAUGAUGAUGAGAGCGAUGAUUCUAGUCCAAGUUUGAGCGAGUCGAGCGACGAUAGUGCACCUAAACGACGCACACGUUCGAGAAAGCCAAUUAUUUCUGUGAUAAACGGUCAUGUUGACAGUGACUCUGAUGAGAUAUAUGAACCAACCUCGAAAGGUAAACAAACACGUAACAACAGAGCAAAAAAUAUGAAAAAGACAAGACAUAACAGAACUACAGAAAAGCACUAUCUCGUGGAUAAUGAUGAUGAAGACGAGGAAAUUUCUUGCCAGAGUGAUAAUAGUGAAGAAAUUGGUCGUAAUAGCAAAAGAAAACAGAAAUUAUCUAUUGUUAAGAACAACAUACAAGAUACUAGUAGUGAUGAAGAGGAAAAUACCGUUACAAUAAUUAAAGAAAAUAACCAAUCACAAGACGACGAAAAAGAAGAGAUCAACGAAAAUAUAAAUGUCAGAAAAAACCAACUUGAAGAAGAUAAAGAUGAAGAAGAAGAAGAGGAGGAAAAAGAUGACAAUAAUCAUAAAAACGUAGAAAGCGAUAAUGUCGCCGAUAUCGUUGAAGACAAUUUAAUGAAGCAAAAUCAAGAUUUUAGUCAUGUCAAUCCCUCACGUACAGUAAAUCAACAACUCCGAAAGCUCCGCGCUUCCCGUGAUUCGGAAAGCAGUAUUACUGCUAACAAUAAGCAUCAUCUACGUCGUGCGGGAACCAAACGCAUGCAUUACAAUGAAGACACAGAUGAAGAAGACGACGAAGACGGUUAUGAUUCAGGUGUACCAAUUACAAAAACACGCAGAAGAACGGUUAAGCGACCAUAUUAUGGUGAAGCUAGUGAUGAGGAAAGCUGUAGCCAACCAGGUUUAGGAGGGAGCAGUAGAGAACAGGAUAUGAGAUUAGGAAUCAGUGUGAGCAGCAGAGGUCGUGUGAGAAAAAUGACACCUAAAGCAAUGUCUGCAUUGAGAUAAAAAUGACAAAAUAAUAGUAGUAAUGUUUGAUAGGCUAUUUAUAAUUGUUUGAAUAAAAGAUGGAGAAACAUGGCAAAUUAUUCUAGGACAUUCUUGCUAAUAGCAUUGAACUCACGACUUUUAUCACUUUUGCUUUUUGUCAAGAUAGUGCAGUGUACACAAAUAUGGACAUUUCAACAUGAGUAAGGUUUGAGCUGAGACGUAUAAUUAAUAAUUGUAUAUAGGCUUCCGACGGUUACAUGAAAAUAUUUUACAUCGAUAAACGUUUCUCUUUUAUCAGCAUUCGAAUUAUCAUUAAUAUUAUAUCAUUUUUUGUAGAUGCACAGACAGUUAAAUUUUCUGUUAC
Messenger RNA from Ceratosolen solmsi marchali, 6397 nucleotides. It is a transcript of the gene BRWD3, whose product is annotated as bromodomain and WD repeat-containing protein. The record is from RefSeq and is a predicted model, not a curated record. The transcript is spliced from 23 exons. Lineage: Eukaryota; Metazoa; Arthropoda; Insecta; Hymenoptera; Agaonidae. Gene Ontology annotation, cellular component: nucleus. Gene Ontology annotation, molecular function: protein binding. Gene Ontology annotation, biological process: cytoskeleton organization; regulation of transcription by RNA polymerase II; regulation of cell shape. Bases 565 to 6051 code for a protein of 1828 amino acids.